AUGAUUGCCUUAGACGACAUUCCAGAGCUGCAACAAGCAAAUUUAAAAGAAUUGCUGCUCAUUUGAUCACAGACAUCCUCAGCGUGAAGCAUCGCGACUGCAAAGAUGGCAUUUGCUCUUCGCUCCUUGUUCCUUCUCUGCGGGAUCGGUGGACUUUUGACUGGAGCCUGGUCUAAACCAGCCAGUAAAGAAAAAGAAAACUGCUGUCCUAAAGGCUGGACUCAGCUGGAUUGUCGCUGUUUCAUUUACCAAGAUAAAGGCAGGCAGUUUGCAGAUGCAGAGAGCGUCUGCAACAUUCUCGGUGGGAAUCUGGCCUCGGUCCACAGCGCUUUGGAAUAUGCCGUCGUUCUCGAACUGAUUCGGGCAGCCUCUGACUCUACUGAGGAUGUUUGGAUGGGACUGCACGAGGCGAUAGAGGACGGUGCCUUCUUCUGGACUGAUGGCUCAGAGGUUGAUUUCACGAGCUUCAACAGUGACGAUGAUGCUGGAGAUUGCAUUGAGAUUGAAUUCAGUGAUGGUCUCUGGGACAAUGACAGCUGCACUGACAUCAACAGAUUUGUUUGUGUCCAAGAUGCUGACCAUUGCGACUACUGAUCGGCCAUCCGAGCGCCAUCUCAUCCAUCAGGACUGUCACUUCUCAAGUAUCCUGAUGACUGCUCUAAAAUCAAACUUUACGACUGUGUGUAUUCUGUAAUCCAGAACAAAAUCUUCGCUUCUCCAACCCAGAUCACUUAAUUUCAAUUAUUAAUUGCUGGCAAAUGUCUAUUAUGGAAUAAAGCAUUUUGGUGUGGGAUGUCA
This is a messenger RNA of Phycodurus eques (leafy seadragon), 798 nucleotides long. RefSeq names its product galactose-specific lectin nattectin-like. The record is from RefSeq and is a predicted model, not a curated record. Gene Ontology annotation, molecular function: signaling receptor activity. The transcript is spliced from 7 exons. The coding region runs from base 106 to 594 and encodes 162 amino acids. NCBI's taxonomy places the organism in Eukaryota, Metazoa, Chordata, Actinopteri, Syngnathiformes, Syngnathidae.